This is a messenger RNA of Bactrocera tryoni, 937 nucleotides long. RefSeq names its product THO complex protein 7 (gene thoc7). The coding region runs from base 94 to 894 and encodes 266 amino acids. Gene Ontology annotation, biological process: mRNA processing; mRNA export from nucleus. The record is from RefSeq and is a predicted model, not a curated record. Gene Ontology annotation, cellular component: THO complex part of transcription export complex. The transcript has 3 exons. NCBI's taxonomy places the organism in Eukaryota, Metazoa, Arthropoda, Insecta, Diptera, Tephritidae.
CAUUCGCAAUUGUUAUUGUGUCACAAUAUUGUUUAAUAGCUUGUUGAAGGGAAAAACUUUUGGAAAUCUCUUGUAAUAAUUGAAAAUUCGACAAUGUCUGACGAGGAGAUUAUAAAACGCCGUUUAUUAAUUGAUGGAGAUGGCACAGGCGAUGACCGGCGUCUUAACAUGUUACUCAAACAAUUCCUCAAAUGGACUUUUUCCAAAAAUGAUUCCCCAGAAAACAAUCAAAUAAUAUACGAUCGACUGCUGGCACAAAUGGCACAAUGUGAAUUUGCGGCGGCCAAAACAGAUUAUACGUCUAAAAUGAUACAUGAAGAAUUGAAAAACUAUGCAAAGCUCUCCGAUUCCAUUGAAAAGAGUAUAGAGUUGGCUAGAAACGAAAUUGAAGAAAGUAAACGUGAACUUGUGCUAGCAAAACAGAUACGUAAGAACAAAAUGGAGUACGACAUGCUGGCAAAGGUGAUUAAGGAGCAACCUGACCGUAAGGAUACAACCAAACAAAUAGAUGCUCUCAAAAAAGAUCUGUCCGAAUUAAUGGAAAAGAAAAUAAAGUUAGAGCGUAAAUUUCAAAAGCGGCGUAAUGAUUUUACACUGCUCAUGUAUUCGAUACGAGAACUACAAGCACAACUAGAAGAAGAAAGCAGCAGUGAAAGUAGUGACGAUGAGGAAUUGAAUGUCUUGGACACAAUGGAUCUAAGUGAUGAUGAGGGAAUACCCGUGCGUGCAGAGAAAAUAGAGUUAAUUGACGGAAAAACGAUAAAAAAGGAUUCUCCUACAGAUGAAAAUGGUUCAAAAGGAAAUAUGUCGGUGGACGAAGACGCCAUACUAGAAUUAAGUAUUGAUAAGGACGAGAAUGAUGUGAAGAUGGAAGAAACCGUAACAGUUCCCUAGCAAUUAGAUUACCUCGUUAUUGAUUCCGAUUAAGAACACUCCA